This is a messenger RNA of Solea solea (common sole), 4312 nucleotides long. It is a transcript of the gene nab2, whose product is annotated as NGFI-A binding protein 2 (EGR1 binding protein 2). Gene Ontology annotation, cellular component: nucleus. Gene Ontology annotation, molecular function: transcription factor binding; transcription coregulator activity. The transcript has 7 exons. Gene Ontology annotation, biological process: negative regulation of DNA-templated transcription. Bases 1456 to 2934 code for a protein of 492 amino acids. Lineage: Eukaryota; Metazoa; Chordata; Actinopteri; Pleuronectiformes; Soleidae. The record is from RefSeq and is a predicted model, not a curated record.
UGCUAAACGCUACACCAGCCUACACCCGACAGUAGCAACAGCACAUUAAAAAGUACUUGAGAAACAGAGAGGAGAGAGCAGUUUUAGAUGCUGGUUCUGGAUGUGGAUAAGCAGAGUGAACUAAACAGCUGCAGUAGUGUGUGGAGAAAAAACAUUUAUCUAGAUAUCUUUAGAUAUAUUUAGAUAACUAAAUAGUGUUGAGCUUAAAAUAUUUGGUUUUAUUUUGGAGUUGAAGAUUUGCUCAUUUAGGGCACAUUUGCACAUCUGUUCUAAGUUUUAAAAACCAAAGUCAUUAAACGGGUUUAUUUGAUUAAUUCAAGUUCAGUAUCACCACACUUAGUGGUAACUAUUUUAACUUGGGAAAUAGGGUAUAAUAUGUCUCCUUUAAAAACAAAACAAAAGUGACCCUGGUUUGUAAAUAACACAACUAUAAUUGAUGUAAUAUAUACUGUUACAUUUGUAUCAAUAAUAGUCAAGCCAGCUCAGAGGUGGUGGGAGGGGGGCCCAAUCUAAUUCAGUUUAGGGCCCAAUUAAGGCUUGGCCCGGCCCUGUUAUUAUUUAAAUUUAGAUCUAGCAAAUGCUAAAUCCAAGUAAAUAAAGCUGAACGUUAUGAUCAUCCAUAAAAAUAAAUCAUACAGAUGUGAUGACUAAAUGUAUGCUUUUCCAAAGUGCAACAUGUGCCAGGAUGGAAACAGAUCAAAUGAACUGAUAUUGCUGGUAAUUUUAUGACGCAAUUGACGCGUGAAGUGAGCCUUUCCACAUCUGUCACAUCUGCACACAGUAGCUCUCAGGAUAAACUUGUAAGCACCUUCAGUGUUGGUGUGCUGACUACUUCUCUGAGGGUCUGUUGAUCUGGCAAAACUCUGGGACCCCCCCGGAAAAAAGCUUCUGCGUAACAGAGUGAUCUCGAAGACGCACAGGGUUAAUUUCGAGCCCCCACCACUACCACCCACAUCUCCUAUUUGAAAGCCGCCUCUCUACCGGGAGAGGAAGGCUCUUUUUCGGUCAGAUGGCGUGCUGCAGUCCGCCCCCGUCAUUCUCCAGCCCACGCAGAAAGCAAAAAGGCAGCCAGCAACCAAUACGGUGCGCCGGAGGAGGAUUUCUGCCAGUGAUUUCAGACGAGCUACUAUACGCAAAAGGGAUUUACUACGUAGAUCUGAGCAGGGGAAGCUUGCGGCGAAAGGCACUGGGGUAAGAAACGAAGGGGAUAUUUUCUGUAUCCGGUGUUUGUUUGUUAUUUUACAAAUAUAUCAUUUUUACCCGUGUAUUUGUACUUUAGUGUGCUUUCAAUGUGGCUGAAGUGGCAUUAGUUUCCAUUUCUUCGUGUUAGCCAGUUUCACUCAGCAGUACGGACCUGUCUGUGACUUCGGUGAUUGGAGAGACACCUUUGCGUAAUUACGCCCGUCUCCUCUCUCUGCUUCAUCAUCUACCUGACCUGGAGAAGUACCGUGUGCCAUGUCUCUGCCACGCACACUUGGGGAGCUGCAGCUUUAUCGGGUGCUGCAGAGGGCCAACCUGCUGGCCUACUAUGAAACCUUCAUCCAGCAGGGCGGUGACGACGUGCAGCAGCUCUGUGAGGCAGCGGAGGAGGAGUUCCUGGAGAUCAUGGCUCUAGUUGGCAUGGCCACCAAGCCACUGCAUGUGCGUAGGCUGCAAAAGGCCCUCCGAGACUGGGCAGCAAACCCUGCCCUCUUCAACCAGCCUGUUUCUAACGUCCCACUCGGGGGCAUACCACUCUUCAAAGUUGACGGAACAGGCACGAGUGGGUCAGCGGGCGGGCCCAGGAAGUCUGUGAGCAAUGGGCAGCCAGGGUCACCGUGUGAAAGGGAGGACCGGACGUGUCUUACUCCAAUGCACAGUGGGAGUCCUAGAAGCCCCUGCUCCCAGGCCUCACCACAACCACCAGACACACACUACAGGGAAAACCUGUCACCCAUGGACCCACACUGGCUCAGCCCAGAGCCAGAUGGAAACUGCACUUCUACAUCUGGAUUAGAGGAGGAGCCGCCCAGCCCACCUCUGCUGUCAGCAUGUCCUCCUGGUCCCUCCACAUCUCCAAGCCCCUCUGCUUCUUUUGCCCCGGCACCUCUGUCAGCCUGGCCCGGAGGACAGCUGGAUGGGGAAACGGCAAGGGCGGUGGUGGAGAGUGUGGAGAGGCUCCUCAGGACCCUGCCCAGGUCAGAUCCUGCAGAGGUGAAGACUCUGCUCAGGAUGAACAAGAAGAUGGCAAAGACUGUGGGGCACAUUUUCAAAAUGGGGUCCCAGGAUGUGAACAAGGAGGAGGAGAUCCGAAAGUACAGCCUCAUUUAUGGGCGCUUUGACUCCAAGAGGAGAGAAGGCAAGCAGCUCACACACCAUGAGCUGAUCAUCAAUGAAGCGGCUGCUCAGUUCUGUAUGCGUGACAAUGCCCUUUUGCUGAGACGGGUGGAGCUCUUUUCUUUAGCUCGGCAAGUGGCGAGAAAAUGUGCCUACACCUCCACACUGAAGCAUGCAAGGACAAAUCCAGAUGACAACAGUGUGGUGUCUCAGAAGAGAGCGAGACAUGAGGAGACCGUGUCAUCACUUCUCGGAGCUGAGGGUUCAGAGGGUUUGACCCAGAGGGCAGACGAAGACAGCUUAUCUACAGAAAGCCUGGACAGUGGACCACAUGACACUGGCUCACAGUGCAACCAGUCUCCUUCCCCCCGCCCCCACACUGACACCUCCAACCCCACCAGCUGGAGUCGCCAUCUCAUACAGCAAACACUAAUGGACGAAGGGCUGCGAUUGGCUCGAAUGGUGUCACAUGAUCGGGCUGGCAAGAUCAGCCUAAGAUCAGAAGGGACCCGCUCCACAGACCAUGACAGUAAAGCGGAGAAGCGGAGCUCAUUACCAGCGUGCAGGAGCAGUAGCCCUUGCAUCACCAAAGACAACUCAAGUCACCGAGGGAAAUGAAAAUGCUUACAGGUUAACAGGGAACUAGUUGUGCUCAACCUGCCAUUGAACUCCCUUCAGAUUGUGCUGUUAAUGAGCAGGCUUUUCACACACACAUGUACUUCACUGACAUCACAAGCCUCCGAUGUUGAGAAAACACUCAUGGACUAGAAAAUGAAUCAAGUAAAUGUCAGAUUUUACCAGCAGUUAAGAUCAUAAACCUGCAGGGACACGUUAAAAAGUAGGGGAGACACUCUUUUUAUUAUUUUAUUAGUAAAGAUCUGAUAUAUUUUUUAUGUUAUUUGCAUCUGCUUAAAAAAGUGAAAUGUACUUGACACAGCAGAGGGCACUGCAUCUUUAGAAAUGAAAUCUGUUAACUCAGCCCAGCCCGAGUACACUGACAGCAACACAGAUUACUCAUGUUAUUUUAAGACUAUGACAGCUCAUCACCCUCAGGAAACAAACCCAUGUGCUGGUUCUUGACACACAUCAGUGUGGAAGUCAGAUUUAUUCCGACGUGAACGGUUUGCCUUGACAUGCAAAGACAAGUUAUGCAUGAGGAGCUGGAAAACGAUUAGUGUUAUGUACUGUAAAAUGAUUGACAUUUCCCAGAGCAUAAUGACACUUAAACACCACGGGGUAGGUUCAGAAACAUUUUGUUCUUUGCUGCAUCAUUUUAUGAACCAUUAUUAUUAUUUUUUACUCCCUCACUUCCUUGAUUAAACAAUUUUGGACAAAAGGCCGGAUAAUAUUUGUAAAAGAAAAUAGUUUGAGGCAUUUAAAUGAUUUGGAAACAUUUCUUUCUAAAAAAAAAAAAAAAAUGAACACAGACACUUUGAUUUCCAAGUGAAAACAACAUUGUCUUUUCUUUUCAUACAGUGAAGUGAGGUUUUUGACAUUGUGCCAGUUGUACAGCCUGCAUUCACAACUAAAUAUUACAGGUACCACAGCAUUUACCCAUCAAACAUUCGAUGAUUAAUGUACUUUUUUUUAGGUGUAGCAGAAACCCAUGGCCUGUGGUCGUCUGUAUAUGGAAUCAUUUCUUUGGUCAUAGAUGUGGCCAAGGGCAGCCUCGUGUUAGUUUUUUGAAAAAGAGAAAACAUGCAGAAUCUCAUGGUGCUUGAUUUUUCAUAUAGCAGCUCCUAAAAUUUAUUUCAACCUACUGGCCCCAAUAACUGAAUGAUGUUCAAACUCCAUGUUUACUUAAAGUGUUGAUAAUGAUCAUGUUAGGAUUUCUGUACCCUCGAUAACAAGAGUAUAUCAGUGAGGUAGCUUUCUGUGAAUCAGUGACACCUGCCUGUCCCCUGAGCAUUAGUAACCUCAGUUUAUUAUGUUGCUAAAAACAGAUUAUUUAUUUUGUUACAUCUCAAUAAAUGUUAUUUUAUUGCUUAAAUCCACA